This is a messenger RNA of Ornithodoros turicata, 1640 nucleotides long. RefSeq names its product general transcription factor IIF subunit 1-like (gene TfIIFalpha). The transcript has 12 exons. Gene Ontology annotation, molecular function: TFIIF-class transcription factor complex binding; DNA binding; RNA polymerase II general transcription initiation factor activity. Lineage: Eukaryota; Metazoa; Arthropoda; Arachnida; Ixodida; Argasidae. The record is from RefSeq and is a predicted model, not a curated record. Gene Ontology annotation, cellular component: transcription factor TFIIF complex; nucleus. Bases 30 to 1568 code for a protein of 512 amino acids. Gene Ontology annotation, biological process: transcription initiation at RNA polymerase II promoter; positive regulation of transcription elongation by RNA polymerase II.
AACAAUUCGUGUCAAGCCAAAGGCUCUCAAUGGCGGCACCACAAGCUGUAUCGCAUUCGACAGGUAGCCAGGGCCAAGAGUUCGUCGUUCGGAUACCCAAGGCAUCAAGGAAGCGGUACAAUGUCAUGCGGUUCAACGCUGCCCACAAUCAAGACAUAUCAAAAUGGACUCAGGUACGAAUGGAAAGAGAGAACAACAUGAGAGAAUUCAAGGCAGAGGAGGAGUUACCCAAGUUCGGGGCUGGAAGUGAGUUUGGCAGAGAACAGAAGGAAGAGGCCCGACGAAAGAAGUAUGGAGUUGUCACCAAGAAGUACAACCCUGACGACCAGCCUUGGCUUAUCAGGGUCGGCGGGAAAACUGGAAAGAAGUUCAAAGGAAUCCGCGAAGGUGGCGUGAGCGACAACACUUCGUACUACGUAUUCUGCAAGGCACCUGACGGAGUGUUUGAAGCGUUUCCUAUUGAAGAGUGGUACAAUUUCAACCCCAUCGGACGGUUUAAGGCACUAACGGCCGAGGAAGCAGAAGAGGAGUUUGAAAAACGAGACAAGGUUAUGAACCACUUCUCCAUUAUGGUCCGCAAGAAAAUGGCUAAAGAGGAGAAUCUGGGCCAAGAGAACGCCCAAGAGAAGAAGCCAAAGAAAGAAAAGAAAGACUUUAAAAUUUCAGAUAUGGAUGAUUGGAUGAGUGAUUCAGAUUUUGAAGAUGAAGAUGGUGACGCUGAUAAGGAAGAUGUGGAUGAUGCUAAGAAGAAGAAGAAGAAGGUGACUAAGAAAAAAAAGAAGAGCAAGUCUGACGAUGAGGCAAUGGAAGAAAGCGACGAGGGUGAUUUCGAUGAUAGAGAGGUCGACUACAUGUCAGCCAGUAGCUCGGAAGGUGAGCCCGAAGAUGAAAAAGCAAACCGGGAGUUGAAAGGGGUGGAAGAUGAAGAUGCCUUACGGCGUAUUGACCAGUCCGACGAGGAAGAGGAAGGAGAAAAAGAGGAAGAAAAAGGAAGUGAGGAAGAAGGGGGAGCAAACAAAGCAGCACCUGAAGCGAAACCCAAGGGCAAAGGGGACAAGAAGGACCCCUCGGCAAAACCUGCGUCCCAGGCCAACUCCUCAGGAGAGUCAACCUCAGAGUCGUCAGACUCCGAUUUUGAUGACUCUAAAUUUCAGUCUGCAAUGUUCAUGCAGAAGCCAAAAGGCAGCAAGGGCUCCGACAAAGAUUCCAGCGGUCGAGCAAAGCCAUCGGGUGAUGACAAGAAAAAUAAAAGUUCCAGUAAGUCACAAAAACGAAAGGCAAAGGAGAGCUCACCAAGUAACAGUCCGAAGAGGAUGCGACACGAGGCCGCGGCUCCCGCUACCUCUAAUACUUGGUCUGGCAGCACCGAAGGAAUCACCGAGGACUCUGUGAGACGGUACCUACUACGCAAGCCAAUGACAACAACAGAGCUUUUGCAAAAGUUCAAGUCUAAAAAAACGGGCUUGACAAGCGACAAGCUUGUCAAUACCAUUGCACAAAUCUUAAAAAAGCUAAACCCCAUAAAGCAGACAAUCAAAGGGAAACUUUAUCUUUCCAUAAAGCCUUAACAUGUCCAAGUUAUGCAUCAAUCAUGUGUAAUGUCAUCAAUGAAAAUAUCAAUAAAUUCAUUGUACUGCAAG